CUACAUCUGUUAUUGCUAUUGAACAAUUUCAGUGUAUUUUUACAAUUGUGACAUAAGUACUUCCACAACUGUGUCAAUUAUUACAUUAUUUAUUACUUUGUUCUUGUUUUGCUCUAACGUACAUCAUAUUGUAAGCAAGCAUAUUGCUUCCUGUGCUAACUAAUUGGUUUCAGUUCAUCUUUCUGGAUCUUUCACCAUUUAGCGACAUUAGAAUUGACAACAAUGUUGAAUCCAUCUACUAUUGACACCCGAUUCAAGUCCUUGACUGACAAAACAGAUCAAUUGAACUAAACAAGACAAAGAAAGAAACUUCAUUACCCAUUCAGUUUUACCCAUUAAAGAAGGUCAAGGUUAUUGAUAUAAUCUGAUUUUUUACUUUUUAAUUUGAAUUCUGCAUUUUCUCCGUGUUCAACUCUUUCACCAGACUUGAAUGACAAACUAUUCAAGGUUUUGUUCAGCUUAGAAACCAGUUAACCCAUCAACUGUUCCUAAGGAAGUUUAAUGAAGUUAUUCCGUUUAAAUGAUAGAUCAGCAACAUCAAAAUACAAAUUAAUCGUAAUUUGAUGAUAUCCAUAAGCCAAGUGUAAUUUUAACCAAAUGUUUGGUUUCAGAUUUGAUUACAAUCAACAUAAGGAUCAUGAUUUUAACAUCAACAGAAAAAAGAUUUACAUUUUGUAAGAUUCUUCAAUUGUUUUUCUCAUCACACUAUAAAGUUUAUCAUGAAUCUUAAUCACCAUCUUGUUUAACAACAAUUGAGUUUAUUUAUUUGUUUAUGGAUUACUUCCUGGUGACCAAGGAUGGUGAAUCUUUACUUUGUAUUACUAACUUCUUUGCUGAUUUAAUGUUGUGGUUCAAAUACAUUGGUAACUAAUAGGAGCCUCUCUCUCUUGAUGUGAAGAAAUAAAAGGUAGAGAGAAGAGAGAGAGUGUAUGUGAGAAAGACAACAAUAAUAAAGAAAUCUACUUCAACCAUCGUAUAAUUUUUUUAAGAACCGUGAUUUGACCACUCUAUGACUGUGAUUCCCAUUUGGCUGGUCUGAUUUUUCUGGUUUUUCACGUGGUCCAUUCAUCUAUCUGGAGCCAGUUGCACCUGGCCUUUGAAAGUCUGUCACAAUACGCGACACAACACACACUUACGUGCAUAAGCAAAUUAGCUCUCUCUUUCUUGCCGUCAAUCUAAUAGGAAAUGUCCUCUGCAAAAGGACAGAGUAUAUUGGAAAAAUGGUUACAAGAUAUGCCAAACAGCAAUCAAAGAUCGGUGAAAAGAGAAAGACGAGACUGUGAUGAUCUGUUGGCAAGUAAAACGAGUAGCUCAUCCAACCUAUUCCUUAACCAGUUUCUACCAUCAGUAUCAGCUUUACCCUCAAUACCAUCAUCAUCAUUGUCUUCAGCAGCAUCAAGCUCAACAGGACCGUCAAAUAAUGGACUAAGAGCCCAAGAUUUAUCUAAACUACCUAAGAAAAUACCUGAAAGUGUACAAGAUUUAAGUAAUUGUAUAGAUGCUAAAAGUAUUAAGGGUAUAUUUGGCUGGUCUACGGUUAAUGAUAUCCCAUUGCCUGUAAUUCUCCGUGAAGAUCAAAAAUUGGUACCAGUCAGGGUAGUCGAAUCAAAGGUCAUUGGUAAAUACAGGGAAUCCUUACCAUGGACAGUAUUCUCUUGCAUAAAUGUCCGGAGUUACUACAUUACGGAAAACGAGGCAAAAUUACUAAAUGAAAUAAAUGGAUUCCACUGUGAUUAUCAUUAUGGCUAUAGGCUAUUUACCUCAAAAGACGUAGUAGUUUGUCUGUCAGAUGUUGUAACUCUUAGUAAAUUUUUGGAGCAAAGUGAACUAAUCUUUAAUCAAGGUCUUUCCAAAGCUGAUGUCGAUGGCCUCGGUUUUGUCAAUAUUUCGGGAUAUGUGAUGUUGCCUUAUAUUAGCAAGAAAACUGUCUGUAAUACUAAGAAUAAAACAUCAACUUCAUCUCCGCCGCCUGAAGCCACCACUACACCACCUCCAACGCCGACUAAUAGUAAUAAUAAUAAUACUUCAACAAAUACUAAUAAUGAAAAUGAAUCAUCAGAUGAAAAUGUCAGUGGUUUACAACCUAGUGAAUCUAAACCGGAAGACGAGGACGAUUCUAGUAAUUUGGUACAAAAGUAUGUCCCGGAGUCGUUGAUCACCAAAUUUUUUCUCUUGGUUAAAGCUGAUAAAGUUGAUAUGACUGAAUGGGAUGCAUCCUAUUUAAAAAUGUUGUAUAUAUAUGCAGGUAUCGACCACUGUCAGAUUCCUCCAAAUGAUAAACUGUGUUUACUUAGUGAACUUAAAUGGGAUUCGCCUCUGUGUCCAUUGCAAAUAGAAGAGUGUGAUCCUAGAGCGGGUCAAAAUUACCCUCCACCUAAAAACUAUCUUACCUCAUCUUUUUCACACCGUGGAGCUGAAAGGGUAGCCAUGGACCUGGAUUCUCAUCUCAAUCACCAUCUUCACUUACAUUCUCAUUUGAACCCGCAUCCUCAUGCUCACUCUCAUACCCAUUCUCAUUCCCAUUCUCAACCUGUUCUUCAACCUCAUCAUCAGACCCGAUCUGUGUUUUCGAUGCAGAACUCAAGUAAACAAAAUACCAACAACCAUCAUAACAACCAUAGCCAUUCUCAUAACUCCCACCACCAUCAAACACUCAACUCUAGCAAUUGUAUCAAUCAUAAUCAAUCUUGGCAUCUUUCUUCGGCCAAUCGUAAAAUAUCCAGAUUAUAGAUUGUAAUAAAUUUAAAAUUCAAGCUAAUUACAAACGUUGAAAUUCAAAA
Molecule: messenger RNA, 2780 nt
Organism: Tetranychus urticae (two-spotted spider mite)
Lineage: Eukaryota; Metazoa; Arthropoda; Arachnida; Trombidiformes; Tetranychidae
Source: RefSeq, a predicted model, not a curated record